Numida meleagris (helmeted guineafowl) is the source of this 4233-nucleotide messenger RNA. RefSeq names its product ras association domain-containing protein 8-like. The transcript is spliced from 7 exons. The record is from RefSeq and is a predicted model, not a curated record. The coding region runs from base 1419 to 2735 and encodes 438 amino acids. Gene Ontology annotation, biological process: signal transduction. Lineage: Eukaryota; Metazoa; Chordata; Aves; Galliformes; Numididae.
CUCGGUGAUCUUGGAGGUCUUUUCCAACCUUAAUGAUUCUCUGAUAAUCUGAAGUUGACUUCAAAGCCCAAGCUUUAAAAGCAGCCUCAAUCCAUGUGAGGGUGAAGCUUUGUUCAAAUUAAGACUGAACGUUUUCUGAGCUUGGUUUUUUCCAACUUAGACUGAGAUGCAGCAAAAAAUAAAGCUGUAAGAUCUGGGAGUGUUACAUUAUUUAAUUUUUUUUUCUUGUCAGCAUUUGAAAUUCCAACUCCCAGUUAGGAAAUUUGUUGAAGAAGUUGUAUGAAUCAUCCAUACCAUCAAUUUAGGACCAAGCACAUGGGAAGGGAGCAGAAAAUUAGUCACUUUGUUAAUCUGCUUCCAAUAAAAGUUAUUUAGAAAUCCAUAGUGGGGGUAGGGGGAAAUAAAUAAAAAUGAGAGCAGCUUUUGGGAGCGCUAUCACGCAUCUCUGUGCUGGCACCACGGCCACCCGCUCACAUCUUUGCGCUGUUUUGGGGCACUUCUCUGCACUUUGGUUUGUGAUCAAAGGGACCAAAAGAAAAGCUGUUCCUCACCUUCAAAUUUAGAGGGUGGGAAGCUGUCAGGUCAGGCUGGGCCACGGAAGCUUUUAUAGCAGCAAGGAUAAUGCUGCCAUGGAAGAGCAGAUAACGUUGGGUGAGUCCUACCCCUGGUGAAAACAAACCCUCUGCCUCUGGGUUCUUUCCAAGUCUGGAGAGAGCAUUCUGGAGGAGUGUGGAGGUCAAGGGGCUGGUCUGGGCUGCAGGACGCUGGGAUGCUCAUAAAUAGGGUUUGGAGAAGCAGGGAAGGAUGUGGAGCUAACAAAGAGCGAGUGUGUUCAGGAAGAGAUGAGGAGUUGCUGUCCCGGAUCCAAGGAUGAGCUUUGCAUUCUCCUUAGCUAUAACCUGCUCUCUGAAUUACCACUGUGGGAAAUCCAAAGGGUCGCUUUCCCACCACCUUGGUCAGUUUGAAGCCGAAACUACUCCACAAAAGGCAGAAGGCCACGUCACGCCGCUCCCUGCUUUUUAGUGCCAUGGGCCAAAUACUGGUAAAUGAUUGCUGGAGGCACUCAGCUGAGGCGGGGCCAGAGCUCGGUUUGCACCCAAACAGGUGCUUCUACCCCUGCGGCACCCCUGGGUGUCCCAAAACUGGAUCCAGCACUGUUUGUGACCCCUCGCCUCAGCAGCUGCUGGCAUUUUGGGUGAGGAAAGUCAUAGAAUCAUUGAGGUUGGAAAAGACCUGUAGGAUCAUCUAGGCCAGCCAUCAGCCCAUCAGCACCAUGCCCAACAAGUGAUCCUUUAGGAUCUGCAGUUCUUCAGCUGCUGGAAGAUGCAGGAGCUGCCUGUGCCCAUGAUAACAGGUGUCAGCACCAGGGACCCCGUCCUGCGAUGCCCCAGGGUGCCUGAGGCCCGGCAGCCACGGGGAUGGAGCUGAAGGUCUGGGUAGAUGGGAUCCAGAGGGUCGUCUGCGGCGUCUCGGAGCAAACCACCUGCCAGGAGGUGGUCAUCGCCCUGGCACGGGCCAUAGGUCAGACGGGCCGCUAUGUCUUGGUGCAGAAGCUCCGGGAGAAGGAGAGGCAGCUCCUUCCGCUCGAGUGCCCCUUGGAGUCACUGGCCAAGUGCGGGCAGUAUGCCAACGACGUGCAGUUCAUCCUGAGGCGGACAGGCCCCAGCGUGGCUGAGCGACCAUCCUCAGAGGGUGCUCCCCAGGCUCCUGAGAGGACGUUCAUCCGGGCCAGCCUGCCCAUCAAACCCCGGGCCCUGAGCACGGAUGCACCUCGGCCCCGGGAGCCGAGGAAAUCAAUGACCUUCAACUUGGGCCCCAUGGGCUCUGUCGACCCGUAUGCAAAGGGCCGCUGGAGGCAGCAUGCCUGGGAGGGGAUGGACUUGAAGGACAGUGGGGCUGGCCAGCUCUCCAAGGAGGAGCUGUUUAAGACAGUGCUGCGGCAGCAGGAGCAGCUGCACUCCUUGGAGGCCCAUGGGGACACACUGGAGACAGACCUGCGGCUCUGGGAGCAUGGCCGGGCCUCCAGCCAGGAGGAUGAGAUCCUCUACUUGGAGCACCUGGUGCGGAGAAAUGAUACGGAGCUGGGCGAGGAGGAGUUUUGGCAGAGUGAGCUGCGACUGGAGAAGGAGUGUGAGCGGGAGAGGCAAGAGCGGGUGAGGAGCCUGCGGGCCAGCCUGGAGGAGUACACACAGAGGAUCUAUGAGCUAAGCGCUCGCACUGAGGCCCUGCAGAAGGAGAUCCAGUGGGAGAUGGCCGAGAGGGCCAAGAGGGGCAAGGAGAUCCCUGUGCCGAGCCCCACAGACCUGGAGGACAUGGCUGUCAAAAUGAAAAGGGAUCUGGAGGCCAAGGUCAAGCAGGGAACACAGCUGGAAAGCAACCUGGCCAGCGUGGAGAAGGCCCUGGAGGAAGCUGAAAGGAGCCUGCAGGCCCAGAACCAAGAGCUGGAGGAGUUAAAUAAGGAGCUGAGGCAGUGUAAUUUGCAGCAGUUUAUUCAGCAGACGGGAGCCACGGUGACCGUUGGGCAGGCCAGGUCUGAGGAGGACGCCCAGCCGGAGCUGAGCCCACGGGAGCUGCCAGCCUGCCGGCGAAACGGAGGGUUUCCUCCCACCGGUGCCGACUCGCCACCCUGUGCCAGCACCCAGCAGCUCCUCGGCCAUCCCCGGACCCUGCCAGAGCCCCUGGUGCCCAGCCUGAACACUGAGGUCAUAUCAACCAGGCAGAGCAUCUGGAGGUAGAAGGGCCCAGCCAGUGGACAAUUGGUUGCCUUGUAAGUGUAGGUGUAUAAAUAAAACCAUAUUCCCUAUAUAUAUAUUACAUUUUUUACUGCUUUAUAACGCGAAUGGAUGUGGAUGGCCAGACAGAGUAUUUUUACAGACUGUAGGAUAAAACAACGGCCGACCAAACAAAACAACUCUAUUCCUCUGUGGAUGAAAUGAACUCUAUUUUUUUAAAGUGCUUUCUAUAUUUAACACAAAAUGGCAGUGCCCGUGUGCCAUGUGGCCUUCUGAGAAGACCUGCCACGUGUUCUGAGAGGUCCUCACUCCCUUGGCCAGCAGAGCAAAGCCUUGUUGGGAUGGCUGGUAACAUCUCCCGCUUUGGGCUGCACACAAGGCUCACUCAGGUGAAGGAGGCUUCAUGGGGAAAAUAGCAGGUUUUACAGCACCUUGCUGCAAGGAGAAGCUUGUGCUGGCAAGUGGGGAUACGAUGAUCUGUGCUAGUAGUGAGGAGAAGACUCACUUGUCUUGCUCACCCACAUCCAAUGCUCUCAAGUCACCCUGACAGCCAGCAAGUGGACCUCUGAGUGAUUGAGUGCCGGUGACUGCCAACACCCUGGCAUCCUCAUGCGCAAGUGCAGUGUGGAUCUUCCUGUCAGCAGUGCUGCCCUCCUUGGGUUUGGCCCCCGCCAGCUGCUCCUGAUGGGCUCUCCCAAAACCCCACAGUCCUGUGUCAAGGCAGCAGAGGAAUGCCCUGGAUACAACUGUCCUGCCCAUGUGUCCAUCCUUGCCAUACCCACAAGGGUGGUGUGCCUGCUUUGCGGUGGCUGUCUCAAGAGCACGGAGAUGCACCAGGACUAGCAGAUGAGUUGGAGGUUUUAAAAACAGCCAUGAGGCACACAAGCAGCUUUUUUAUGCAACUUUCUGGCCCCCUUUUUUAUGAUAAGACCUACGGUAGAACCUCUGUUCCCAUGGUGCUGAGGUGAGUAAGAAACAAGCAGCUGCUCCCUGGGGGGAACAACCUGGAGAGGACAACCAGGCUUCGAGGGAACACAACUGGAGACUGGUUUUUCUGAAGCCCACUUGGUUUUUAAAUUUGUUUUUAAAUCAACAACAUGCCAGCAGGAUGAGCCCUUCCCUGAGUGCCUGUGGCUGGAGCAUGCAGGGCAGAAACACUUUUGGUGACAUUUCACUGAAUGUUCUGUUUUGUUUGUCUGUUUUUUGGGAUUUGGUUGUGUGUUUUUUUACUUGAUGGCCAGUAGUUCCACUGUUUCUGUUCAUCUGUCACCACAGGUCAUGUUGUAUUUUAAUUGUGGCUGGGGAGGGGACAGUUUGUACAGGCAGUCCCGGAGCCCUGGCCUCUUUGUUUUCUACAUGUCUGCUCUGCUGUAUGCAAAAAAUGUGACUUGGAUGCUGUGUUCUCUGUAAAACACACUUUCCAUGUAUGAAUGUAUCCUGCAUACUAUGGCAUUGUCUGGUUUCAAUUUUAAAUAAAUCUUUUGGAAAGGAUUUGUGCAAA